GGAGAGGAUCAAGGUGGAAGGGAUCUGCGCUAGGAGGGGCGGGGCUGGAGUCCAGGGGGAGGGGGAUAGCUUGAGGAAUGGGUUGCGGCGGAGAGAAGACAGCCUGGAGAGAGGGGUGGUGUGAGGAAAGAAUGGAUGGCAGACCGUCAUUGUGGGGGGUCACUGAGGGGUCAAUAUAAAGAUGUUACCAAGUAUGGUGACUCGUACGAGGGGGUGAAGGAGUUUAAUACUGGGGAAUCAGUGAGUGCGAGGAUUAGUUGGAUUAAUGGAAUUAGUUGACCAAUGAUUCGGGGCGGGAUGGGGAGGCUGCAGUCAGUAUUGGGGCAAGAGUCGUAGCAAGUUGGGGAAAGAAGGCGGAACGAAGCAGCUGAUACUGAGAAGAGGGAGAGGAGCACAGUUGAUCAGAGUCCAAAUGAGGAGUGUGUCUGAAGAAUUAAAAAUUGCAUUAAGAAGGAAGUGAGGCGUCCACUGUUCAAGGUGGGCAGAAAAUAGUGUUGGGGGCCUGAGGAGUUCUUCUGUGUUGGAAAUAUUCCUGCCUGGAAAUUGUAUUGGUAUUUCCUCUUCACUACCGAUGGAGUCCACCAUCAAGUGCAUAGUGAUUUAGGAAAUUAGAUGACUAUGCAAGGAGCCCUAAAUUCUAUGGGAAAAAGAAGUUACACCAUUUACCCUCCCUUCUACCCCUUCUCCAGAUCUGAUUUAACAUAGAUGUUCCUGAGAAGAUUGCCUCCCUGCCCCUCCCUCGUUACCUUACUCGCCUAUGUCCUUGCUUCUUUCCUUCCAUUCACAUUGAUUCCUGUCAGAGUAAGACUGCCCUUUAGCCCAGUGUGGAGUGUGAAGUUUUCUUUUCUUUCACAACAAAGUUUGGGGGAGAGGCGGAUGGGGAGAAGAGCAUGGAAAACAGGGAAGCGGCUCUGGGAACACCACAUUAAAGCUCAGCUUCUCCCAGAGGUGCAUCUAAAUAAAUCCUGGCUUAUUUCAUAGCUAUUUCUGUCAGGCUUCUAUUUUUGCUUUGUUAACUGGGAAUUUAGACCUUUCGUCUCUCUUCAGCCGCAUAUUUGUAAACAGUCUCUUCCCUAUUCUAUUACUUACCAUGCCCCGUUAUGCAGUUGCAGUAGAAUUUCAAGAACCUGAGUGUACAUUCAGUAGAAAACGAGGAAGGACUCAAUGGAAGAAGGGCAAAGGGUUAGGAAUCUUAGACUUGAGAGAAAGUCCCUGCUUCAGAGCGAGGAUAAAGAAUGCAACAAAAUUCUACUUGCUCAGACUAUACAGGGACCUUGGGAAUGUCCCAAGUCAGGGAAAUUGGGUCAGGUCACUGAAAAGGAAUUUUAAAAAAUAGCGUUUUUAUCAGGGGAAGAGUGUGUGUAUGAGACCUGCAGUGCACAACUAGAAAUAUUAAGUCUAAGGAGAAUGUCGCACCCCCGUGGCAGUUGAGAAGUAAAGACAGCAGAUGAUGAAAACUGGAAAGGUUGAGAGGUCGAGGUAUAUAUAAAAGUCCGCUAGAACUUUCUUUUUAUUUUUUUUUUUGAGACAGGAUUUUCACUCUUGUCGCCCAGGCUGGAGUGCAGUGGCGUGAUCUCAGCUCACUGCAACCUCCAUCUCCUGGGUUCAAGCGAUUCUCCAGCCUCAGCCUCCUGAGUAGCUGGGAUUACAGGCGUGCGCCAACCCACCCGGCUAAUUCUUUGUAUUUUUAGUAGAGGCGGGGUUUCGCCAUGUUGGCCGGGCUGUUCUUGAACUCCUGACCUCGAGUGAUCUGCCUGCCUUGGCCUCCCAAAGUGCUGAGAUUACAGGUGUGAGCCACCGUGCCCGGUGGUCAGCUACAACUUUCUAGUCAAAAUUGCAAACCCCAGUUUUAAUGAAAGAGUUUAAAAUAAAGAUAGAGAAAAUAAUUAUUCAAGACUAUUUUCAAAAUCUAUGAGACUAUGUAUAUAAGAUAUUAUUUCUGUAAGACAAGUUCAUUUACUUAAGGAGUUUGUGGCUUUCACUAGAGUCAUUGGUCAGUCUUUCUGAGAACUUUUGGAGACCACGGAAAAUUGCUGAUGUGUGACUCAAUUUUUAUUUUUGGAAAAUAAUAACAGAUAUUCAUAUCCUUACAGUUCAUAGAAACAAAUGCUAACCUUUUGUGUAUUUGCUUCAGAUCUUUUUUACAAUUGAAAUAAACACUGUAGAUAAGGUUGUGGAGUACCAUUUGAAUCCUCAGUUCCAUUCUCCCUUCUUCUCAAAGGUAACCACUAUCAUGAAUUUGAUGUCUUUCUUUCCAGUCCCUGUUUUUAUACUUUUACUAAUUAUAUAUGCAGUCGUAAACCAUAUGUAACAUUUGUAUUUAUACAAUAGCAUUGUACUGCAGGUAUAUUUCUGCAGUUUGUAUUUGGAAACUGUCCAUUUAUUACAUAUAGCUUUUAUUUUUACAUUGCUAUUAGUCUAUCAUUUCUAUAUAUGACAUUAUAUUUAUUGAUUCUACGUGUAACCUCUGAACUGUUUUCAGUUUUUCUCAUUACUAACAGAGAGAUGAAGAAGAUUAAGAAGUUCCUCACAAAAGUCUUCUUAUGUAGGAGAAUUUCUCUGUAGCAGGGUUUCUCCACCUCAGCACAACUGAGAUUUAAGGCUGGAUAAUUCUUGGUUGUGAGGAGAUAUCUUAUGCAUUUUAGAAUGUUUAGCAGUAUUCCUGGCCUCUACUCACUAGAUGCCAAUAGUACCUUUCCAAUUGUGACAACCAAAAAUGUCUCCUGCCAAACAUCCCCUGUGCAGCAAAAUCACAGCGGGUUGAGAACAACUACAUUACUUGUGUGUACACAGAAGUGGAACUGCUGGUUCAAGACUCAACAGUAGCCUUCCUUGAGGACCUGCCUUUCCCACUUGCUGCCUGAAGUUAAUGUUUCUUGCUGGCCAAAUCAGGGACAUGCCGGCAUUGUAAGGGCUGAUUAUCUGAUCCUCUUACUAAUUUAUUGGUUGGAGUGGGGUGAGCAGGGAGGAAAAGGGAUGCCUUGCUUUUCUUUUAUGGCUCUUUUAGCAUCUCAAGUCAUAGCCCAUAUGCCUCCUUUCUUGUUGAUCCUUCUUCCUAUAGCUUUGUUUUGUUUCCCCUUAUAGUUCCCUCUUAUGCUUUUCAUCUCCAUCCCCAUCCCCACCCACUGCCAGGGGGCUUGGGUUCUGAGCUGACGGGGUACCCCCCUCUGCAGAGCGGGAUGAGUGGGUGUUCCGGCAGGGAUGUGGUCAUUGACGGCCAGUGAGAGUGAGAGUACCACGGCCCACUUCUUCCUUGGAGCUGGAGAUGAGGGGCUGGGCACCCGUGGAACAGGCAUGAGGCCAGAAGAGAGUGACAGCGAGCUCCUUGAGGAUGAGGAGGAUGAAGUGCCUCCUGAACCUCAGAUCAUUGUUGGCAUCUGUGCCAUGACCAAGAAAUCCAAGUCCAAGCCCAUGACUCAAAUCCUAGAGCGACUCUGCAGAUUUGACUACCUGACUGUUAUCAUUCUGGGAGAAGAUGUAAUCCUUAAUGAACCCGUGGAAAACUGGCCAUCCUGCCACUGCCUCAUCUCUUUCCACUCCAAAGGCUUUCCUCUGGACAAAGCUGUUGCUUACUCCAAGCUUCGAAAGCCCUUUCUUAUCAAUGAUCUGGCCAUGCAGUAUUACAUCCAAGAUAGGAGGGAGGUGUACCGGAUCCUGCAGGAAGAGGGUAUUGAUCUGCCUCGAUAUGCUGUGCUCAACCGUGAUCCUGCCCGGCCUGAGGAAUGCAACCUGAUAGAAGGUGAAGACCAAGUAGAGGUCAAUGGAGCUGUCUUUCCCAAGCCCUUUGUGGAGAAGCCAGUGAGUGCAGAAGACCACAAUGUUUACAUCUACUACCCCAGCUCAGCUGGAGGAGGAAGCCAGCGUCUCUUUCGUAAGAUUGGCAGCCGAAGCAGUGUUUACUCUCCUGAGAGCAGCGUCCGAAAGACGGGGUCGUACAUCUAUGAGGAGUUUAUGCCAACAGAUGGCACAGAUGUCAAGGUGUAUACAGUGGGGCCAGAUUAUGCCCAUGCUGAAGCUAGAAAAUCUCCAGCUUUGGAUGGGAAGGUUGAACGAGACAGUGAGGGGAAAGAGAUUCGAUAUCCAGUCAUGCUGACUGCCAUGGAAAAGCUGGUGGCCAGGAAAGUCUGCGUAGCAUUCAAGCAAACAGUUUGUGGAUUUGACCUUCUUCGUGCCAAUGGUCAUUCCUUUGUGUGUGAUGUCAAUGGCUUUAGUUUUGUCAAGAACUCCAUGAAAUACUACGAUGACUGUGCCAAGAUUCUGGGGAACACCAUAAUGCGGGAGCUUGCCCCACAGUUCCAGAUUCCAUGGUCCAUCCCCACGGAGGCUGAGGACAUUCCCAUUGUUCCCACCACAUCUGGCACUAUGAUGGAACUUCGUUGUGUCAUUGCAAUUAUUCGUCAUGGGGAUCGUACUCCCAAGCAGAAGAUGAAGAUGGAAGUGAAACACCCAAGGUUUUUUGCUCUGUUUGAAAAACAUGGUGGCUACAAGACAGGGAAAUUAAAACUCAAGCGACCUGAGCAGCUCCAGGAGGUGCUGGAUAUCACAAGGCUGUUGUUGGCUGAACUGGAGAAAGAACCAGGUGGUGAGAUCGAGGAGAAGACUGGAAAACUAGAGCAGCUGAAGUCUGUAUUGGAGAUGUAUGGUCACUUCUCAGGUAUAAACCGGAAGGUACAAUUGACUUACUACCCUCAUGGAGUAAAAGCUUCUAAUGAGGGGCAAGAUCCACAGAGGGAAACUCUGGCCCCAUCUCUGUUGCUGGUACUGAAAUGGGGUGGAGAACUGACUCCUGCUGGCCGUGUUCAGGCUGAGGAGCUGGGGCGAGCUUUUCGCUGCAUGUAUCCUGGAGGACAGGGCGACUAUGCUGGCUUCCCUGGUUGUGGGCUGCUUCGUCUCCAUAGCACUUUCCGCCACGAUCUCAAGAUCUAUGCCUCUGAUGAGGGUCGUGUUCAGAUGACUGCUGCUGCCUUCGCCAAGGGCCUUCUGGCUCUAGAAGGGGAGCUGACACCCAUUUUGGUACAAAUGGUGAAGAGUGCCAACAUGAAUGGGCUACUGGACAGCGAUGGGGAUUCUUUGAGCAGCUGCCAGCACCGGGUGAAGGCUCGGCUGCACCAUAUUCUACAGCAGGAUGCGCCCUUUGGCCCUGAGGACUACGAUCAGCUGGCUCCCACCAGAAGUACUUCCCUGCUCAACUCCAUGACUAUCAUCCAGAAUCCUGUGAAGGUCUGUGAUCAGGUAUUUGCCCUGAUUGAAAACCUCACCCACCAGAUCCAGGAACGAAUGCAGGACCCCAGGUCUAUAGACCUGCAACUCUACCACAGUGAGACACUAGAGCUAAUGCUACAGCGUUGGAGCAAGCUGGAGCGUGACUUUCGACAGAAGAGUGGGUGCUAUGAUAUCAGUAAGAUCCCUGACAUCUAUGACUGUGUCAAGUAUGACGUGCAGCACAAUGGGAGUCUGGGACUUCAAGGCACAGCAGAGUUGCUCCGUCUCUCUAAGGCACUGGCUGAUGUGGUCAUUCCUCAGGAGUACGGGAUCAGUCGGGAGGAGAAACUGGAAAUUGCUGUGGGCUUCUGUCUUCCACUGUUGCGGAAGAUACUACUUGACCUGCAGAGAACCCACGAGGAUGAGUCUGUCAACAAGCUGCAUCCCCUGUACUCCCGAGGCGUGCUCUCCCCAGGUCGCCACGUUCGAACGCGUCUCUAUUUCACCAGUGAGAGCCACGUCCACUCCCUGCUCAGUGUCUUCCGUUAUGGAGGACUUCUUGAUGAGACCCAGGAUGCACAAUGGCAGCGAGCUUUGGAUUAUCUUAGUGCCAUCUCAGAGCUUAACUACAUGACCCAGAUUGUCAUUAUGCUUUAUGAGGACAACACACAGGAUCCCUUAUCAGAGGAACGGUUCCAUGUGGAGCUACACUUCAGCCCUGGAGUGAAAGGUGUUGAGGAAGAAGGCAGUGCCCCAGCUGGCUGUGGAUUCCGUCCAGCCUCUUCUGAGAAUGAGGAGAUGAAAACCAACCAAGGCAGUAUGGAGAACCUGUGUCCAGGAAAGGCAUCAGAUGAGCCAGACCAGGCAUUGCAGACUUCACCCCAGCCUCCUGAGGGCCCUGGCCUCCCGAGGAGAUCACCCCUCAUUCGUAACCGAAAAGCUGGUUCCAUGGAGGUCAUGAACAUGCAGUGCACGGGGAACCUGGACCCCAUCCCCUUGCGGGGACGGCGCCGCAGGAGGUCGGGAGACCUCCCCCGGCCUUCCCUAGCCAUCGACCUACAGCCCUGGGCUGUGUCCACCACUCACCUGGCAUCCUGCACACAGGUACUUUCUGAGACUUCAUCCUCGAGGCCUGGUGGCUACCGGCUCUUUUCAUCUUCACGGCCACCCACAGAAAUGAAGCAGAGUGGCCUAGGCUCACAGUGCACAGGGCUGUUCAGCACCACAGUGCUGGGUGGCUCCUCCAGCGCCCCGAAUCUUCAGGACUACGCCCGCAGCCAUGGCAAAAAGCUACCACCUGCCAGUCUGAAGCACCGAGAUGAGCUCUUGUUUGUCCCGGCCGUAAAACGAUUUUCUGUGUCGUUUGCAAAGCAUCCGACUAACGAGCUGCUGGAUGACCAGCACCCUGUGGUCCGGUUGCUGCGCAGUUUUUCCUCUGACUGUACAGGGGGCCGGCCAGUCUCCUUGGAUGCCACGCUGGCGCAUCACCUGCACCAGUGCUCCUACCACCUGCGCCUCUUCCGGAACUGGCUGCGCUCAGGCCAGGAUGACCCCGAGUGCCUCUACGGGUUUGAAGGGUGUUCCAUGGUGCCUACCAUCUACCCUCUGGAAACACUGCAUAAUGCCCUUUCCCUAUGUCAAGUGAGUGAAUUCUUGAGUAGAGUCUGCCAGCGCCACCCUGAUGCCCAGGCACAGGCAUCUGCAGCCCUCUUUGAUUCCAUGCACAGCAGCCAGGCGUCAGAUAACCCAUUUUCUCCACCACGUACUCUUCAUUCACCUCCCCUGCAACUCCAGCAGCGCUCUGAGAAGCCCCCUUGGUACAGCAGUGGCCCUUCUAGCACUGUGUCCAGUGCUGGUCCUUCCUCCCCUACUACAGUAGAUGGUAACUCCCAAUUUGGCUUCAGUGAUCAACCCUCCCUAAAUUCACAAGUGGCUGAAGAACAUCAAGGCCUUGGGCUUCUCCAGGAGACCCCUGGGAGUGGAGCACAAGAGCUCUCCAUAGAAGGGGAGCAAGAGCUUUUUGAACCAAAUCAGUCCCCACAGGUGCCACCUGUGGAAACCAGCCAGCCAUACGAGGAGGUGGCUGAGGAGGUCAGCCAGCCAUGCCAGGAGGUCCCUGACAUCAGCCAGCCAUGCCAGGACAUUUCUGAGGCCCUCAGCCAGCCAUGUCAGGAGGUCCCUGACAUCAGCCAGCCAUGCCAGGAGGUCCCUGACAUCAGCCAGCCAUGCCAGGACAUUUCUGAGGCCCUCAGCCAGCCAUGUCAGGAGGUCCCUGACAUCAGCCAGCAAUGCCAGGAGAACCAUGACAAUGGUAACCACACAUGCCAGGAGGUCCCUCACAUCAGCCAGCCAUGCCAGAAGUCCAGCCAACUGUGCCAGAAAGUCUCUGAGGAAGUUUGCCAGCUAUGUCUGGAGAACUCCGAGGAGGUCAGCCAGCCAUGCCAGGGGGUCUCUGUGGAGGUUGGCAAGCUGGUCCAUAAGUUCCAUGUAGGGGUUGGUGGCUUGGUCCAGGAAACCCUUGUAGAAGUUGGCAGCCCAGCUGAAGAGAUCCCUGAGGAGGUCAUCCAGCCAUACCAGGAGUUCUCUGUGGAGGCUGGCAGGCUGGCUCAGGAGCCUUCUGCGAUCAAUCUGUUAUCUCAGGGCAUCCCUGAGAUUGAUAAACCAUCCCAAGAGUUUCCUGAGGAGAUUGAUCUGCAAGCCCAGGAGGUCCCUGAGGAGAUAAAUUAGAAGUCCUGGGUGGUCCCUGAAGUGAUCGAUCAGCUGCCUGGAGAGGGUAUUCCUCAAGCCCAGCAUCCAUCUGGUGAUCAAAACCCUCAGAGCCAGUCUCUAGCCCAUGACCAGCACUCACCCCUUCCACCAGCAACAUGUGAUUAAUUUUCUCAUUAGUGGUAUCACACUAUACCAGCCAUUUGAGCCAGCAACCUUUUCUGUUGGCUAACUCACUGGCCAGCUCUCACCAGCGGUGUCUGGGGAAGUAGUUCUCUUGGUAUGAAGCAUACCUGUGCCAGAGCUGUGCUUGAGGAGGAGCCAGUUUUAGGUUCAAAGAAGCCAUUGGCUCCUCACCUAGCCAUUAGACUUGAAUAGGAUUUCCUUGGGGUGGGUUGGUCUGUCAUUACCCACCCUUCUCUGAGCAUCCUAGGAAAUCACAGAUUGUUAAAGGAAAUGCCGCUUCACGCUGAAGACACCAUCUGGGGACAGCAAAUGCAAAAGAGGGGACCCUAGGGUCUUCACUUUGCUGGGGAAAUAUUCAUGACUUCUCAAGGUACGCUUAGACCAUAUGUGCAUUCAGGGGACUCUUGUCUUUGCCAGCACUCCUCAGGUGAGCCUGGGAUGGCUAUCUGAAAUGUCUGGAAAAUAGAUUCCCCUUCCCAAACAUCUGACGUGGCCACUAAAUCUUUAGACUUGCCUUAUAGAUCCUUCCAUAUCAUCCCCAAGUGCCCCUUCUGCCUCAGUCCUGUUCCUCUGGGCAAUAGCUCUAGGGAAAAGUAGGUAUUAGACUGCUGUGCAAAAUUCAGAACAACUACGUAAAAUGCUCUAGAGGAUUCUUAGCCAGUCUGUGAAAGUGGGCCUCCCUCUGUGGUGGGGCUGUUUGGCUUAGGAGAUGCUGUAGUAGUAGAGAUAAUCAGGUUCUAUUUUAAGCAAUCAGCAGAGAUCAAUAUUGUACAGAUACAAGCAAAGGUUUAAUAAAUAAAUAUAAAUAUAUAUAUACACAUACAUAUAUGUAUAUAUAUAUAUAUAUAUUUCUGUAGUUGUGCCAGGGACAGACUGGCCAAAGACCAAACACUCCAGGGUCCCCAAGAAAUUUAUCCUUGUAUCAUUGUGUCUGAGGGCCAGAUAUGAUUAUGAAGCUUUUUCCAAAGAUCCAGGGAUGGGAAUGGGAGUGGGUAGGAGGGGUAAUGCAGUCAUUGGAGUCGGGGGCCGGAACAUUAUGAGUGCUCAAUAAAUAUAAACUAAUGAGAA
Messenger RNA from Symphalangus syndactylus (siamang), 9162 nucleotides. RefSeq names its product diphosphoinositol pentakisphosphate kinase 1 (gene PPIP5K1). Gene Ontology annotation, cellular component: cytosol. Gene Ontology annotation, biological process: inositol metabolic process; inositol phosphate biosynthetic process. Lineage: Eukaryota; Metazoa; Chordata; Mammalia; Primates; Hylobatidae. Gene Ontology annotation, molecular function: 5-diphosphoinositol pentakisphosphate 1-kinase activity; inositol hexakisphosphate kinase activity. The record is from RefSeq and is a predicted model, not a curated record.